Messenger RNA from Fraxinus pennsylvanica, 1632 nucleotides. The record is from the annotation of a GenBank genome assembly. Lineage: Eukaryota; Viridiplantae; Streptophyta; Magnoliopsida; Lamiales; Oleaceae.
AUGGGUUUUAAAGCCUGUUUGACCGUCUCCAGGUUCCAUCACUUGCUUUGCAGUGAGAACAAGUGGAGACAUCUUGCGCGAGUCACUAUGUACAGGCAGUCCUCUAGUAGGACCCACAGAUCUAAGGGAAUGAAGAUUAAGCAUGUUCUGCAAAUUUGUUUAUUGCUUGCUGUUUGCUUUUGGUUGAUAUACCAAGUCAAGCAUUCCCAUGAUAAGAAGAAAGAAUUCGAUGAAAGUGAUUCGAAAACCUCACUAAGUAGAGGAAGUAGCAAUGAAAUUUUGACACUUGGAAGGAAAGACAUCCGACCCCGAGUGGAAGAAACAGUUAAGAAUGAGAAACAUGACGAAGCAGCAAUAGGACAGGAAUCGAUUGAAGAAGAAGAAGAAGUAGACGAUAAGCAUGAAGAACAUGAGCAAGAAAUCAAGAAUGCUGAACAGAGAGAAGAUGAAGGGGUGGAAGGUGGAGACGAGGAGAUAAAUGAGCACGAACAUGAGAAAUCUGAUGCAGAAAUUGAUCGAGAAGAGGAAUUUAUAAACGAAGAGAAGGAAGGAGAUGAAGGUGGUGAGAACAGUAUGGAAGAAAAAGAUUCUGAAGAGAACAAUGGAGAAACGGAGAAGGAAGGUUCUAUAGAGGACAGUGAUCAUGAUGGAGAUGAACAUAGUGCACGUGAAGCACGCGAGGAACAUUACAAGGCUGACGAUGCUUCUAGUGCUGUGGCACAUGAUAAUCAAAUCGUUGAUCCUGAAAACGAGAAUGGAAGCUCAGAAUACACAAAGGAGCAGCCCGAAACCAACAUUUUAGAACGGGAAAAUAAGGAGAACGGUGAGGAAAUCAAUUUAGGUGACAAGAAAACAGAUUUAGAGGUGAGGGAUGGCGAUAUGGCUAAAAGUGAUAACCAGUCGAAUAUAACAACCAAUUUAGAAUGGAAAAAUAAAGAGAAGGGUGAGGAAAUCAAUUUAGGUGACAAAAGAACAAAUUUAGAGGUGAAGGAUGGCAAUAUGUCUAAAAGUGACGAUCAGUCUAAUGUAACAACCAAUGAAGCAGAGGAGAAUCUGAAGGAAAAGUCUGAGAACAGCUUACUUUCAAAUACUACAUUGACUGAAGGGUCCAAUGACCAUAUAGAAACAAGCAACAACUCGUUAGAGGUGAGAAUGGAGAGUCGGCAGAAUGGAAUCGAGAGCAAGUUGGAGUUAAAUCAUGGCCAGAACGGUACAACAACAGGAGAGGCCAAUAAUUCCACUUCAGAUAUGGAUAGUAAUCAUGUUGAUUCUAAUUCUACAAUUCCUCCAAAAAAUAAAGACUUGGAAUCAAGCUCGUCGGAGUUCUCUGAUUCAUCUAAUGAUUCAGAGUCAUCUGUAGCCGAGAAUAUCAGAUCGGAGUUAUCCGUAGAUGCAGGAAGUAACGCUGAAUCACUAACAGUAAAGAAUGAUGCUACUGAGGCUGAGAAAUCAGAUACCAAUGGUGGAACAGAUGAAUUCUCUGACAAGACAUCCGAGGAAGUGCAACAUGACCCUAUCGAUUUAUCUGAUAUGUCCAAUUCCUUGGAUGAGAAAGAUGUCCUCCCAAAUCAUGAAACCCUCCCAGAGAUACGAACUGCAGGAACUAGCAUCGAAGAUGCUGCAGCAGAAUGA